AUCUUACCCUUAUUUGCUAAUGUUUUUUCGUAUUUUAAAAGCAAAUAAAUUAAAACUGUCCGGUAUACAAUUAAAGCUUCAAAGGAAAAUUUCACCGCCAGUGAACAAUAUAGUUGAUAUCAAAUUCUAUCAAGUACUUUUCUAUGGAGUCAAAUUUCUAUGGACCCUAGGUUACUUUGCAAGCGAAAUGUCAAUAUGUGGAUAAUUCAUUUCGCACUGCAGGGACGCCAGUGAAUAUAAAGUCAAACCACCUGCUAUAAUCAGUUCAAAAUUGUUAUCGUAUUUAAAAAACUAGCGAAUCUGUCAUCUGGAAAAUUUAAAGCUUCUCGCAGAAGCACAGAAAUCAAGACGGACACACGGAAGAGAAAGCAAGUCACCAAGAAACGAGGGGGAUUGAAACGCUUGUUAAAGGAGGAACUGAAAGAUUCGCGAAGGCUUCUGGGACAUGCGUUUGCGUUCCCAUAUCUCUAGCUGACAGUGUCAUUCAAGACGGCUAAGUCAAGAGAAAGGUCUUCGUUUACGGUUUUGGUCGGUUUUCAAUACUUUACGUCGUGGUGUUUAUGCGAACGUAACGAAUCACUGAAUGCACUAAAAACUAUAGAAUAGGCAAGAACAAGGUAACGUCACAACUGCAGAAAGAUGGAUACGUGCAGCGUUCUCGGCGCAAACUUCAUGCAGAAGGCGGCUCGAAUCAUCCUUGGAAUGAUCAACACGACAACAUGCUUUACCGCGACCUUUGGAAACUUAUUGAUUAUUCUCGUUAUAUUUCAUUAUAAGUCUUUGAGACGGCGUUCCAAUUAUCUAAUCGUGUGCCUUGCCUUGACCGAUCUUACAGUUGGUCUUGUGUUGCAGCCAAUAGCUUCAGCCCAAAUAUUCGCCGAGUCGAUUGGGAAGGACUGCAAAGUGGCAUAUGCAGUAACAUAUAUUGGAGCAAUGCUGUGUGGAGCAUCAUCCUGGAUUCUCACACUCAUAAGCUAUGACCGCUACCUGCAUUUGGUGAAACUCCAGAACUACAAUAUGUAUAUGACGAAAAGAAAGCUACGCUUCAUGGUAACUUUUUGCUGGGUAUAUCCAAUUUGCCUGGGAUUUCUCAUGUUCAGUGACGUCACACUAGACAUCUAUUACGCUCUCUUGGUCCUCAGUGCAAAUUUCAAUGUCUUGGUUAUUGUCUUUUGCUACUGGAAGUCAUACAAGUUCAUCAAAGAAAAAGCGAAAAUAUUUCCCCGCAACGCAGGACUGACCCAAGCAAGUAACAACGAAACUGAUAAAAUAAGGCAUCACUGGAAGCUGGCGAAAACUUUUGCCCUGAUUAUUGGCUGUUAUUUACUGUGCUGGACACCAAUGGUUAUUUUCGUCGUCUAUCUCAUGAUUGCUCGCAAAGCCAAACUCUCAUUCGGUGAUUUUGAGCCAUACCUGUACACCAUCUACCAGAUGACACUUGUCAUGGGAUACAGCAAUUCAUCAAUGAACCCCGUGAUCUACUUUUGGAGGAACAAGGAGCUCAAAGCAGGCAUGAAGCAAUUUGUCAUAAACACAAUCUUGAGGCGACAAUACCUCUUAAAAGAGAACGUUAAUGUUUCAGUGCAGUCUAGCACCUAACCCGAGACAAGCUUAAAUUUGCUGAUGAAUGUUAUAAUUUGCUGACAAAACGAAAGCCCUAGCAAUAACUAGCAAAUCGCGAAUGAACCUUCCAAAGAAUUGAUUCAAAUCAUGCAAAAAGCUAUGUGGUUGAUUAUUUCGAAUUUUCGUUUUUACAUUGAGCUUGUAAGAGUGAUUCUAGCAUAAAAAGCGAGCCAUUGCACAGGAAAAGUAAAUCUGAGCCACGAUUUAUAUUAAAGAUAAAUUUUUACAAGGUUUAAAAUCUUAUUCUGAAACCUGCUAGUUUUCCUCAUAGCAUUUGAGUUACGUGAUCACAACAAUGACGCAUAAACCUAAAAUGAAAACCCAUAGUCAAAAAUACCAAGCUCUAGAUUUCUAAACGCUUCGUGAAAUAAUCGCAAGCAAGGCCACCCACCUUUCAAACAACAUCUUAAAUUAACCAAAACCCAUCAUCCUUAUUCCCCUUCAUAGACAUGCUCUAAGGCAAACAAAUAAGCAGAGUUUGCGCCCAGAUUAUAAGUUUUGUUCCUCUCGCAAGUGAGCAUUGUGUGAGUCGGCGGCACCAGCAACAUCGAAGCAUACAAAUACAACAAAAGAGGUGAACACAAUUCCAGCCUUGCUCGUAUGAAAGAAAGGUCAAUUAAAGUUCGCUUUUAUUCAUGAAAUCCCACAAGGACUAAUGUUAGGCUCCUCUUUGCAAGUGGCUCUAAGUUAACAAAGACCAAGGGAAUAGUUACAGAAAUGGGUAUUUGUUUAAAUGUAGCACUUAAUAUAGUUGGUAAGAUUGUAUAGUUAUGAUACGAUAUAUAUUCACAUGACCUUUUGAAAGUGCACAGAUUUACAGCAACGUGUUUCUUCGAUAACCCUAUCAAAGAGUGUGGAUAAAAAGUGCAAGCGACUGUCUUUAAACUGAACUAAUUUGCUUUACUUAAAAUGAAAUUCAAUUUAUUUACGUCAGAUUUUCA
Molecule: messenger RNA, 2564 nt
Organism: Rhopilema esculentum
Lineage: Eukaryota; Metazoa; Cnidaria; Scyphozoa; Rhizostomeae; Rhizostomatidae
Product: histamine H2 receptor
Biological process (GO): G protein-coupled receptor signaling pathway
Cellular component (GO): plasma membrane
Molecular function (GO): G protein-coupled receptor activity
Source: RefSeq, a predicted model, not a curated record